Mercurialis annua (annual mercury) is the source of this 1344-nucleotide messenger RNA. RefSeq names its product GDSL esterase/lipase 7-like. Gene Ontology annotation, molecular function: hydrolase activity, acting on ester bonds. Bases 78 to 1136 code for a protein of 352 amino acids. NCBI's taxonomy places the organism in Eukaryota, Viridiplantae, Streptophyta, Magnoliopsida, Malpighiales, Euphorbiaceae. The record is from RefSeq and is a predicted model, not a curated record. The transcript is spliced from 5 exons.
AGAGAAAAAAUAGAACCACCAACUUUUCAGUUGAUUUCUAAUUUUUCUACAUAUCUACCCUAGUUUUCUUCAAAUUAAUGGCAAUUAUUUUUUUGCUAGUUAUAUUUCAAUUAGCUAGGUUUGUUUGUAGUGCACCAUUGGCUCCAGCAUUUUAUAUUUUUGGUGACUCUUUAUCUGAUAAUGGAAAUAAUAAUUUCUUGCAAACCGAAGCUAAGGCGGACUAUAGCCCCUACGGUGAGAUAUUUCCGUCGGGAGCUACAGGAAGAUUUUCUAAUGGCAGAAAUGUUGCUGAUUUUAUAGCGGAAUUUCUUAACUUGUCGUAUCCUCCUCCAAGCUUGAGCGUAAACGCUUCGAGUUCGAUUACGGGUGUGAAUUACGCAUCCGGGGCAUGUGGGAUUCUUCCUAAAACCGGAAUUGUUUUGGGAAAAUGUUUGAGUUUAGAAGAACAGCUACGUAAAUUUGAAAUUAGGGAAAAAUCAAAGCUGGUGAAACAAUUCAGAAACAGAAAUGAAACAACAAAUUUUUUGUCAAAUUCUAUAUUUUUAUUUUCUACAGGAAGCAAUGAUUAUCUUGGGCACUAUCUUGAUACUGCACAUUUUAAUACAAGCAAGCAAUUUUCUCCCCAACAAUAUGCUGAGCUUCUUGUUUAUAAAUUAUCUCUGGCUAUUAAGAGAGUAUACAAAUUCGGCGGUAGAAAGUUCAUUACAUCCGAACUUGGUCCUCUUGGAUGCAUCCCAGCAAUUGCAAAAGUAGUUCCUCACAAGGGAAAUUGUAUAGAAGAAAUUAACCAAUUAAUCAUAUUCUUCAACGAAAACUUAGCUAUAGCUGUUCAAAAGUUGACAACAUUUCUCCCCGGCUCGAAAUUUGUUCAUGUCCGUAGUCACGCCCUAAGCUACGAUGCUAUCGUAAAUCCUUCCACAUACGGUUUAAAAGAUACAAGUAAUACUUGUUGCGACGCGUUAAAUAAUGGAACUUCUGGGUGCAUUCGAGGGAAACCAUCGUGCCCUAAUCCGGAACAAUUUUACUUUUUCGAUGCAUUUCAUCCUACGGAAGUUUCAUAUUCACUGAUAGCAUCUCGUUGCAUCAAUGAUAGUUCAAUUUGUUCUCCUACCCUUGAAGAAUUUGUGAAAAUGUAAUUAUUUGAGAGUAGUUAUAUAGAUCCCAAAAAAUUGUAUGAUGUAGUCUGUAGAUCUACUAGAGAAAAGUGAGCAACCGGGUCCUUGAUGGGGAUUUAAUGAUGUUGUAAUUUUAGUUUAAAUGAUUUUGCAAAGUGAUUUUUUCAAAUUUUCUUUUUGACAUAUGCGAUGUAAUUUAACAUGAGACAUUGAUUUUCAUUUUUCCUAA